This is a messenger RNA of Schistosoma rodhaini, 2391 nucleotides long. NCBI's taxonomy places the organism in Eukaryota, Metazoa, Platyhelminthes, Trematoda, Strigeidida, Schistosomatidae. The record is from the annotation of a GenBank genome assembly.
CUUGAAACAAGAAUUGACGAUUAAUUUGACUAUGUAGGCAUUGGAUGCUAUUACUUAUGGUCACACGUUGCAAUUAUUGACAAAAUUGGCCUCAUCCACUGGUUUCCAGAUGCAAUAUACCAAGGAUUAUACUUCCCUAUAAUCAAGAAUUUUAUUUUACUGCCUAAACACAUAUCUCAAGGAACGAACUACAUGUUAAUUUAGCCAUAUGAAGUUUGAAGUUUGAAGUCGAUGUAUCAUCCAUCCAAACAAUACGCCACAUCACCCUGUAGUUCUCUGUGAUAAACUCUAAAGAUGAAUCCAAGCCUCAUAAAAGAGAGGGAAGCGUUUUUGAAGAGAGCCAUGGCCAUUCCUGUUGUCGAAAAACCAAAGUCUAAUUAUUCUGGUGCUUCAGAGGAAAAAGGUGCUGUGACUUCCGUACACCGCCGUGGACCUCCUUUAGUUUCUGCUGUUUCCGAAUUGCGAUCUCUCGAACUGAAGCCUCAAUUGCAAGGGAAGUUUGCUGUUUUAUCUCGAAUAGUAAAGUAUAUGAAGCAACGCCAUUUAGAAGGUGAUACACAUCCAUUAUCUGUAGAAGAAAUUUUGGAAGAAGCUGUACUUCAUGACACACCACCUGCUACCGUAAAAUGGCUAGAGGAAGAAGCUCUACCAAAUAAUCCCAAAAUCCGUGUUACCACGGAUGCAAAAUUCGUAUUUAAACCGAGAUAUGAUAUUCGUACCCGCAAGGAUCUUUACCAACUUCUCCGUCGUCAGGAGUUGAAAGGUUUGGGAGGGAUUUAUCUAGAUGACUUGACUGAAUCUGUUCCUGAUGUUGAAAAAAUUCUCAAUUUUGCACAUUUUGGGCCCAUAUUUCUUUGAUUUUUUUACUUGAUCAGAGUUUUGGUGACCAUGUGAUUCGUAUUGUCACACCGCACGAUAAGAAAACUGUCUUGUUUUACAACGACAAAUCAUUCGAUUUGAAUGUGGAUGAAGAAUUUAAGCAACAAUGGCGGUCGGUGAGUGUGGAGGGUGUUCAUGAAACAAAAAUUGAAGAGUAUUUAAAGCGUAAUGGAAUCUCUUCAAUGUCUGGUGAUCGUAAAAAUUUUAUACCUGUACAAAGAAAGAAACCAGGACAAAAACGCACCAUGAAUCGUUCAGUUCAUAUUAAAGACAAUGAACAUGUGAACGGAAUUUUAGAAGACUUUUCUGAGAAACUAGCCAAAACUUCUUGAUCAAUUUUUAUAAGUAACAAUGUACAGUGACUUUACAUGUAUAAUAAUGUUCACUUAUCCUUGAUGAUUUGUACAUUUUGUUCAUAUGAUUGCAUCCAAGCAUAAACCAGUAUGUGUUGGAUAUUUUUUUUUGACAUGUUUAAGAAUAAGGAUUUUUUAAAUAAAAAAAGAUGAUAAAAUAUUUUCUGUACAAAUAAAGUCUGCAAUUUUCUGAAAGUCUUCCCUUGAAAUUUUGUACGAAUAGAGAUGCAAUUUUCUAAAUUUACUGGAAGGCUGGAAAGAUCUGUAACAAUGAAGUUUUUGCGAUCCUAUCAACAAAUUAUUUUUACUAUUGUGACAAUUUGUUAGCCACGAUACCUGACUUUCUCAAUCACAUUUUUUUAUUCAUUGUUUAAUUUCAUUGCGAGAACGCAACUGUCCACCCAUCAUAAACCUACCGUUAUUAAAGUUUUGACGCCUGCUGUUGAGCAAAAUCCGUAUUUAAUUUCUUUUCACUUGACAUAUUGGUAUGUGUAUUGUCGCCCAGUAGAUCUUCAGUAAAUAACACGCAUUUCGAAAGGUCUGAUUCAAGCUUAGGAUUUUCGAUGAUUUAUGUACCCUUAACGGCAAUUAAUAAACGUAGUACAACAGAAUGGCUUAUGAAAACCUACUGGAUGAUAGUUCACCUAAUGGGAUUCACAAAAAAUAUGAAACACUUAUGUUAAAGUGUGUUCUACAAGUAAAAAUUAAAGUAACUUGAAGAUAUCCUCUACUAUGAUUCUUAAGUCUAACGUUCAUAUUCUUGUGCUUAAAUUAGCUGUUCUUCAAAACUUGUUCAUCCGUGUCACAUUCAAUCGCCAACAGCUUUUAGAAUUACAAAAACUUAUUUGUUUCAUGAUAGACGUUGUUCAAAACUUAUAUCCCUUGGUUGUUAAAACUUCUGUUUCUUAAUCAAUCGCGAAGCAGACAAUGUAGAGAAAUGUUUUCGCAUGUCCAGCAUCGUGUUGUUUUCUCAUUACACUAUGGUUCAUUUUCAAGAGCAUUACCUAACCAAUGUACAAAGUACAUCUUAUUUGAUAUCCUUUGAAGUCCUUGUGAAAAAUUAUCCAAUACGUGGUGAGGGUCUAUGAAUGGCUUAUUGGUUGGCUCGCUUUUGUAGUUUUUAUCAAUGUUAUUGUAUAGGCAGCCUUGACUAUAUCAU